AAAACUCUCACUUUGUGAUAUUAUGUUGAGAAAAACGGGAAGAAAGUGAUCGAUUAAGUUAAUAAAAUAUAUGCAGGGUCCAUUAUUUUGACACUGUAGUCGUUCUGCACUUGUGGGGUUCUUAAAACCAAUGGGCCGGGGAUAUAUGCAGACAGACAAGACUUACAGCGAAAAUGUUACUAGAAAUUUUGAUUGCUGGAAUUGUUAUAAUAUUAACCUUGAUAGUAUUCAGACUUGGAUCUUUCCUAUACAAGUGGUCAACAAGGCGUCAUCAAGUCCCACCGGAUGUGGUCAUUCUGUAUCAAAUCGGCAGAGGUCCAUUUGCACCAAGUGUCUCCCCCUUUCCUUUAAAAUUGGAGACGUUUUUACGGAUGACGAAAACUCCAUACGUUAACGAUCACUCGGGAAAGUUUUCCUCCAAAAGAAAAACACCUUGGAUAGAGUAUGACGGGAAAUCUAUAGCCGAUUCCCAGUUCUGCAUUGAUUAUAUCAAGAAAAAAAGAGGCGUGGACGUUAAUGGCGACCUGUCUCCCUCAGAUCAAGCAGUGGCCAGAGCGUUUCAAAAGAUGACUGAAGAAAAUCUAUAUUGGACAAUGUGCAUUGAAAUGUUCGGCGAGGACACAUCAACAGUAGAGAAGGUUAUACCGUACAAAGGGCUGAAACUCUGGCUCACCAUUUGGUUCCUCAAGCGCGUCAUCAAGAAAGAGACGUGGGGCCAUGGUAUAGGCCGACACACCCCGGACGAGGUCUGGUCCAUAGCUGUGGAUGACAUGACUGCAAUAUCUAACUUUCUUGGGGACAAGGAGUUUUUCAUGGGAUCUGAGCCUAGCGAAGUAGACUGUGCGAUGUUUGGAAUGUUAACCAUGAUAAUAUUGAACAUGCCGAACUCAAAACAUGAUAGAUAUGUUAGAGAAAAUUUACCAAACAUAGUUCGUUACUGUGAACGGAUGAAACAACGAUUUUGGCCUGAUUGGGAAAGCCAUAUUCUAACAAGCAGCAAGUACGAAAAUGAUGACGGGAAAAUUUAUUUCAAUUCACCAGAAGAAAGAUCCUAAAUAUAGUUUUAGAACCUAAAUAUAGCUAUGGCUAUUGUAUUGGAAAUUCUACCAUCAAGGAUUUGGUUUGGAAACCAAAAUAUUGUUAAGUCCAUGCGCAAAGUAACAUGACCUCAAAUUUUUGAGUCCAGAAGUUACCAUUUGACCAAAGGUUGUAAAUGUUUGAGGUUUUACUGUAUUUUAACAUUUUACAAUUUUUCACUGAAAUGUUGUUAAGUGUACUAAAUUCAUUGGCCAUGUUGUGAUUCAUUUUCAUAAAGCUCAUAUGAGCUUUUGCCCCAGAAUCAAUUUUUCCGGAUGGGCUGGUGGGAUUUGUCCGGUGAUAUUUGCUUCCAUUUUAUUUUUUUGUUCAGAACAGAACAACUCAAAGCAAGCAAACUUCACACAA
Messenger RNA from Saccostrea cuccullata (small rock oyster), 1443 nucleotides. RefSeq names its product failed axon connections homolog. NCBI's taxonomy places the organism in Eukaryota, Metazoa, Mollusca, Bivalvia, Ostreida, Ostreidae. Gene Ontology annotation, cellular component: cytoplasm. The record is from RefSeq and is a predicted model, not a curated record. The transcript has 6 exons. The coding region runs from base 174 to 1055 and encodes 293 amino acids.